AUGACUCCUUUAAGUUCAUCAGAACGACGUAUAAAUGGUAUCAGAGCAACCCUGACAAUAGCAUAUACCGCCUCAUGGUACUGUUCUAUUAUCAUAGUCGUCCUAAUCUUGUUCAUAACCUUAAGGGAGGAGAAUUUCAACCCUUACGACGACAACGAUCAUCAUAACUAUUACUCUACUAGUAGUAACAACUUAAAAGCGAUGAAAGGUUCGAGCUUUCAUGAACAUCAUCGACCGUGCGAUGAAAUAUACGUUGUUGGUGAAGGUGAAACUCUUCAUACUAUUAGUGACAAGUGUGGUGAUCCUUAUAUUGUUGAACGUAACCCUCAUAUUCAUGAUCCUGAUGAUGUUUUUCCUGGCCUUGUCAUCAAGAUUAUGCCUUCUCCUUCUAUCAAUACAAACAGGAAACUUUUAAGUUAG
Chenopodium quinoa (quinoa) is the source of this 420-nucleotide messenger RNA. RefSeq lists its product as uncharacterized. The transcript has a single exon. Lineage: Eukaryota; Viridiplantae; Streptophyta; Magnoliopsida; Caryophyllales; Amaranthaceae. The coding region runs from base 1 to 420 and encodes 139 amino acids. The record is from RefSeq and is a predicted model, not a curated record.